UCGUUUCUGUGAUAUAUGUUAGAGGCACUUUACAUUAAGCGUUUUAACGCGCGUGCCCACGCUUUGCGUUUCUAAGGUUGAGGGUAAGAGGAUGUAAGGUGCUUGCGGGGUAGACCAGCAGGCUCGAUCGAAAGUUUGAGGGGGAACUUUUGACAUUUCUCUUUGACCAGUUUUACAUUGAGCCUUUCACGCGCGUUAAACGCAUGAAAUUCUCUUUUGAUCACCCUUCGAAACGCAAGAUGUGUUUACAUUAAUGGUUUUAACGCGCGUUUAUAAUUUGGAAGAUUUGACAUUUACUUAUUUAUUUCUCUUUGCAAUUCAUUCAUAACAAGUAUUUUUAUAAACUAGGAUGGAUAACUUAGAAAAAGAAGAAUUGAUUGAGGAAAUAUUAGAUUUAACAGAAUUUGCUGUGGACCAUUUAGAUAUGGAUGAUCGGGAAAAUUUGGAAAUUAUCCUUACAUUAUUGGAUUUCUAUGAAGAAGCCGAAAACAUGCCUAACAAAAGAAGAAGAAGGGAAUGGGUGAAACCAUGGCGGAAUGAGCGGGAAAAUAUGGGGUCGUUUCCUUUUCUUAUGAAGGAACUUGGCAAUGAUGAAUUGUCUUUCUAUCAGUACAUCCGGAUGGACUGUGAAACUUUUAACUACAUCCUACAGACUAUAGAAGGCAGCAUAAGGAAACAGGAUACAUUGUUAAGAAAAUCUAUAUCUCCUGCAGAAAAAUUAGCAGCAACACUUCGAUAUCUUGCUACAGGAGAAUCUUACAGGAGUACCAAUUUCCAAACAAGAUUAUCAGAAUCUUUUCUUUCCGCUGCAGUCCCUGAAGUUUGUGAAGCUAUUUGGAGUUGUUUCAAAGACAAAUAUUUAAAGUUUCCAGAUACAGUCAGUGAAUGGAAGAAUAUUGCAGACAAGUUUACAAUGAAAUGGCAAUUUCCUCAUUGCAUUGGCGCAUUGGAUGGAAAACACAUUUCUUUUCAAGCGCUCAAAAAAGAUGGAUCUUUUUUCUACAACUAUAAGGGUACACACAGCAUUGUGUUGUUGGCGUUAGUUGAUGCAGAUUGCCGCUUUAUAUAUAUAAACGUGGGAUGUAAUGGUCGCACACAUGAUGCAGGAGUGUUAAUGCAUAGUGAUUUAAAACAAAUUAUUGACAAUGGCGAUAAAUACUUUCCAACGGAUGAAGUCAUUGGAAAUGGAAGAAAACUUCCAUAUGUAAUAGUCGGAGAUGAUGCGUUUCCGCUCCACAAGCAUAUAAUGAAGCCAUACCCAUACCACACAAAAAUCAAAGAAAGAAAAAUAUUUAAUAUUAGACUUUCACGGGCUAGACAUGUAGUGGAACAUGCAUUUGGUAUAUUAAGUAACAGAUUUCUUAUAUUUCAAAGAAAAAUGAAUCUAAGUGUUGAAAAAGUUCACUUAAUUACAAAAACUUGUUGCGUGUUGCAUAAUUUACUUAGCAAAAGAGAUGUAAAUUACAUAAAUCAAUCAUCAUAUACCGCCAUUGACGAUUCAUCUUCUACAAAUAUAAGUGAUGGAAAAGAGUGCCCCGUACGGCGAUCUGCCCAAUUAGUAAGACAAGGCUUCGAAGAAUAUUUUAAUCAAGAAGGGCAGCUUCAUUGGCAAGAUUUAAAAUUGUAACUGAUUAUAUUAUAUUAUAUAAUUAUAUUAUUUUAUGAUUUUAACACAAAUAAUAAAAUAUAAAACAGAACAAGUUAAAAAGUAUCAGUUGGUUUACCGACAGAUUGAUACCCUCAGCUUAUGUCCGUAUAUUAAAAUAUAUUUUGACAUGUUUUAUUAUUAUUCAAAAUUUUUGGAACUACUGAAGGAGUAGGACAAUAUUGUCCACUUCCUUUAUGACCUAAGUCUGAUAUAAACAUUGGGUGUGACAUUUCAACAUUUCAAAUUUUUUUGAAAA
Molecule: messenger RNA, 1904 nt
Organism: Musca domestica (house fly)
Lineage: Eukaryota; Metazoa; Arthropoda; Insecta; Diptera; Muscidae
Product: putative nuclease HARBI1
Exons: 2
Coding region: 350-1627 (425 amino acids)
Source: RefSeq, a predicted model, not a curated record